AUGACAACUUUCGAUCCUUUACCAGAUGUUGUGAUAGGAUACCCGAAGUUGGCUGCAAAGAUAGAAAUUCUGCCAGAGGCUGCCAUAUACCGCAGAUACGGUGCUCUCAACGCCCAAGACUUACUGUAUCAACAGGCGGAGCUCACAUAUCUGGAGCAAGAGCUUCGUGCCCAGCAACGACUAGACCACGAUGACCAGAAGGGCCACGGAAGGUCAUAUGCAACUAAUUGGAUCUGGUUGAAAAACUCCAAGGCGGAGGGGAACGGGCGCCAACUAGAUCUCGUACUCGAGAUUCGGGAGAAACUGGCAAAGUACAACGAGGCAGUGAUUAAGCAAGCAAAGAUUUUGAAGUACCCAGAACCUACUGCGUGGGAUCUCCAACAUCUCCAAGACUAUCUGGGUAGUAAAGAGAUGGGUACACGUGCAAUGGUUGGUGAGGAUUCGUUGAUCUGGGGGUUGAAGAGCCAAGACAUCUCCCACAAACCAGACCUUGUCGCUCUCCGUCCCCGUGCGAAGAAGGAUGCGUUCUCUAUGUGGGCAACAGAAAGUACCAUCUUCAACAUCUUCAAGUGCGGCUGCUAUAAGUUCAUGAAGCCCUCACCGGUCCAUGGUGCUAUUGGCUAUGAGGAUAGCACAGUCUAUCGGGUCACGUACUGGUUCACCAGCAUCCUAGCCUCUCUUAUCCCGAUAGCCUCCAUCGUCAUACUGUAUCGGGUUCAAUCGAUGGCUGCAAGACUUGGAAUCAUUGCUGCCUUCAAUGUCUUGCUUUCAGUAUGCUUGAUGGGGUUCGCGGGUGCGAAGCGUUCGGAAGUGUUUGCGAUCACUGCCGCUUUUGCUGCAGUCCAGGUUGUCUUCGUAAGUGCAGACAAGAGCACAGCAACCUGCACGCCAUACGGAUCAAACUCAGUGUAG
Messenger RNA from Ascochyta rabiei, 912 nucleotides. RefSeq lists its product as uncharacterized. Lineage: Eukaryota; Fungi; Ascomycota; Dothideomycetes; Pleosporales; Didymellaceae. The transcript is spliced from 3 exons. The record is from RefSeq and is a predicted model, not a curated record. Bases 1 to 912 code for a protein of 303 amino acids.